UACUUUCUGGUUUUCAAGGAAACCCUACAGUUGAUAAUUGUUUUGAGAAGGCGAAAUCCCUAAGAAAUUUGAUUUGUUUAAGCAUAGGAUAUGUCUGAUAUCAGGAAAUGGUUUAUGAAAGCACACGAUAAAGGAAAAGGCACUGUUAGUGCUUCAAAGCGGACAAAUGCAGUAGAAACGGAAGCAGAUUCUGUACCUGGAGGCCAAGAAAAUUCAGGCAGGAGGAGAACUAGCAAGUAUUUUCCUGCAGAAAAGCAAAAGGUGAAAGAUGGACAAGAAAAUGAACUUCCAGCCAAGAGAAAAGUUCAAAGUGACAGUAUUGAAAAAGCCCCACCUUCAAAGAAACCAAGCAAAGACGAUGUUGAUGAUGAUUUUGUUCUAUCCAAAUCUAAGAACUCUGUUGAUGUCACUCCAAGUAAGAAACUGAAGUGUGGUUCAGGCAAGAGUGUUGCCCAAAAAGCUGUAGAUAUUGGUGAAAGUGAUGAAGAUGAUGUUAAAGAUUUGGCGUCUCCUGUAAAGUCAGGUGGAAAGAGUCUUGGUGGCAGGAGUUCCACAAAAGGCCCAGCUAACGGAAGAGGCAAAGUUGGUGAUAUUGACCUAAGCGAUGAAGACGAUGUUAAAGAUUUGGAGUCUUCCAUAAAGUCGGGUGGAGGGGGUCGUGGUGGCAGGGGUGCGUCAACAGGAUCAGCUAGUGGAAGAGGAAGAGGUGGUGGACGAGGUGGAUUUAUGAAUUUUGGACAAAGGAAAGACCCUCCACAUAAAGGAGAGAAGGAAGUCCCUGAAGGCGCUCAUGAUUGCUUAACUGGUCUAACUUUUGUAAUUAGUGGAACACUUGACAGUUUGGAAAGACAAGAAGCAGAGGACUUAAUCAAACGCCAUGGUGGUCGCAUUACUGGAUCUGUCAGCAAGAAAACGAAUUAUCUUUUGUGUGAUGAAGAUAUUGGAGGUCGAAAGUCCUCUAAAGCCAAAGAGUUUGGCACUAAAUUUCUUACUGAGGAUGGAUUGUUUGACAUGAUCCGUGCUUCAAAUCAUGGAAAGCUCCAUUGAAAGGACAGUCAAACAAAUCUGCGGCCACUGACACCCUCCCUACCUAAGAAGAGUCCCCAGAAAGCAGAAGUGAAAAGCAACUUUUCAUCAGCAGCACUAACCAAAUGUACAAGUGCAAGUGUCCCAUCUGCCAAGAAAGGAGGGCAACUGCUCCAGCGUUCUUCUCUGCCAUGGACUGAAAAAUAUAGACCAAAAGUUCCAAAUGAGAUCACUGGGAACCAAUCACUGGUUAAACAACUCCAUGAUUGGCUGGCACAAUGGGACAGGCAAUUUCUUGGUAUUGGAAGCAAGGGAAAGGGCAAAAAGCAAAACGACCCUGGUGCUAAAAAGGCUGUUCUCUUAAGUGGAACACCUGGAAUUGGGAAAACUACAUCAGCAAAGUUGGUCAGUCAGAUGCUGGGUUUCCAGACCAUUGAGGUAAAUGCUAGUGAUAGUCGUGGAAAGGCCGAUGCCAAUAUUUCUAAAGGAAUUGGUGGAAGCAAUGCAAAUUCCAUAAAGGAACUAGUUAGCAAUACAGCUUUGGGUUUUAAUAUGGACCGUUUAAAACAUCCAAAGACUGUCCUGAUUAUGGAUGAGGUGGAUGGCAUGUCUGCUGGUGAUAGAGGUGGGAUAGCUGAUCUUAUUGCUAGCAUAAAGAUUUCCAAAAUCCCAAUCAUUUGCAUCUGUAAUGACCGCUACAGUCAGAAAUUGAGGAGUCUUGUAAACUACUGUUUGCUUCUCAGUUACCGUAAACCUACAAAACAGCAGAUGGCAAAGAGAUUAAUGCAAGUUGCAAACGCUGAAGGUCUUCAAGUUAAUGAGAUUGCUCUGGAGGAACUUGCAGAAAGAGUGAACGGAGACAUGCGCAUGGCCCUAAAUCAGUUGCAGUACAUGAGUCUGUCCAUGUCUGCUAUUAAUUAUAAUGACAUAAAGCAACGCCUUCUUAUCAGUUCCAAAGAUGAAGACAUUUCACCCUUCACAGCUGUUGAUAAGCUGUUUGGAUAUAAUGGUGGAAAGUUGAGAAUGGACGAAAGAAUUGAUCUAAGCAUGAGCGAUCUUGAUCUCGUUCCACUUCUUGUUCAGGAAAAUUAUAUUAAUUAUAAGCCGAGUUCGAUUGGUAAAGAUGACAGUGGGAUUAAACGAAUGAACUUAAUUACCCGAGCUGCUGAGUCUAUUGGUGAUGGUGAUAUAAUCAAUGUGCAGAUUCGAAGAUAUCGACAGUGGCAGCUCUCACAAACUAGUACCCUUUCGUCGUGCAUCAUUCCUGCUGCAUUGCUACAUGGACAAAGGGAGACACUUGAACAGGGAGAACGCAAUUUCAAUAGAUUUGGUGGGUGGUUAGGAAAGAAUUCAACUAUGGGCAAAAAUUAUAGGCUUUUGGAGGAUUUUCAUGUUCAUUUUCUUGCUUCACGUGAAUCUUGUUCGGGAAGGGAAACACUUCGACUAGAAUAUCUCACAUUGCUUCUGAAAAGAUUGACUAAUCCACUUCGAGACAUGCCUAAGGAUGAAGCUGUUAAGCAGGUUUUAGAGUUUAUGAACACAUACUCAAUAAGCCAGGAGGAUUUCGACACUGCUAUGGAGUUAUCUAAAUUCCAGGGGUAUCCAAAUCCCAUGAAUGGCAUUCCACCACCUGUCAAAGCAGCACUGACAAAAGCAUACAAUGAAGGAAGCAAAACACGAAUAAUACGAGCUGCAGACUUGAUAACUAUUCCUGGAAUGAAAAAAGCCCCAAAGAAGCGGAUUGCUGCAAUUCUAGAACCCUCAGAUGAUGGAUUAGGAGAGGAGAAUGGUGAGGUGGCGGAAAAUGAGAACACUUCAGACACAGAGGACUUGGAAGGUACUACCGAUGGUGAGAAGCUGCAGGCUGAACUUCAGAGUUUGAAUUCAAAAGGGAUCGAAGUACAAAUGGAGUUGAAAGGGACAGGGAAUUCAAGUGCUAAGAAGGCACCGGCUAGUAGAGGAAAAGGUGGUGGUAGGACCGGAAAUGUGGAAAAGAAAGGUGCGCGCGGUUCAGGGGCUGGAGCAAAGAGAAAAAGGUAAGAAGUAUGCUAUAGUGUGGCCAUUCUACAAUUUUGGCAGUGUUUAUAAGCAGUGGAAGUAGCAUGUCCUCUCGACGACUACGUGGAAAUCUUUGAUGUUUGUAGUGUUUUGGUGUAGACAACUUUCCUAAUUCCUAUUCCUAUGGUGUUUGAUGCUAAACUGUUUUGGAGCCAUUUUUUCAGUAUGUAUGUUAUGAAUUGGUGAACCGUCCAAAA
Molecule: messenger RNA, 3281 nt
Organism: Hibiscus syriacus
Lineage: Eukaryota; Viridiplantae; Streptophyta; Magnoliopsida; Malvales; Malvaceae
Product: replication factor C subunit 1-like
Biological process (GO): DNA repair; DNA replication
Cellular component (GO): nucleus; DNA replication factor C complex
Molecular function (GO): DNA clamp loader activity; ATP binding; ATP hydrolysis activity
Source: RefSeq, a predicted model, not a curated record